AUGUUGUCCCUGGCUCGCACUUCUCGGGCCAGAGCCGCGGCAUCGGCAAAGGCUCAAGCUACUAAAGCCGUGGCUUAUCGCACCGCUCACACAGCAGCGACAUACGGCUCUUCAAGGAGACAAAAGCAGCAGAAGCCAGAAUCAGAGACGGAAUACAGACCGCAGCAGAGAAGGAUCUUGGCCAAGGAAGCUGGGCCACAGCAGACUUCGGCGGCGCGGUACUGGCCUAAGCUGGAGAUUCCGAGGGAAGCCAAGCGCUUCACUUUCCUCGAUGAGACGGCCAAGAGGGGGCCCACGAAGGUUGCUUGGACGGACAGGUUUCUCUUUGUGGAGGAUCCGGAGACGGAGAAUGGGAGACGGGCGCUGAAGCCGGCGACGUUGAGGGAUAGUUGCGCUUGUCCGCGGUGCAGAGACACUUCAUCCGGCCAGAAGACGUAUUCCUCCGUCGAGAUCCCCGUGGAUAUCGGCCUGCAGAAUGUCAAGCCUACGAAAAAGGGGCUGGAAAUCACCUUUUUGCGCGACAUCCCGCGGUUUGUUGAAGAUGAAAGCAAGCCUCACGUCAUGCUUCUGCCGUGGGAUUCCGUCGAUUUGUCGCUUAAGAGAAAAGGCAUGGAAGACGUCACACUGCCUCGUCAACGAUCUGUCCUGCGUCGUACGGGAGUCGUAUAUUGGGACCGCGAGACCAUCGCCCAGCAAGUCCGGCGCAUCGACUACGCCGAGUUCAUGAAGGACGACAGCGAGGCCUUUUGGGACGUCAUCAUCGACAUUUGUCGCUUCGGACUGGUGUACCUCAAGAACGUGCCCCGGGACGAAGACUCCAUCGUGCGAAUCACAACCCGCAUCGCAAACAUCCGCGAGACAUUCUACGGCCGCACAUUCGACGUCCGCGCGAAACCAAACGCCGAAAACGUCGCUUACACGAGCGGUUUUCUCGGUCUGCACCAGGAUUUGUUGUAUCUCGACCCGCCGCCCAUGAUCCAAGUCCUGCACUGCAUGGACAACUCCUGCGCAGGCGGCGAAUCCCUCUUCAGCGACGGCGAGCGCGUCGGCCGCCUCCUCUGGCCGUUCCUCACGAGACACCGCAUGGCCCCCCUGGCAGAACACCACGUCCCCUACCAGUACGGCAAAAACGGCUAUCACUACUUCUCCUCGCGCCGCGUCAUCGACGGCAACGACGCGGGCUUCACAAACGUCUUCUGGUCGCCCCCCUUCCAGGGCCGCUACCUCAGCCCCGUCAAGGACAUCCGCCGCUGGAUCGAGCCCGCUAGCAUCUUCGCCUCGCUGAUCAACGACCGGGACGCCAUCCACGAGCAAAAGAUGGAGCCGGGGGAGUGUGUGCUGUUCGACAACCUGCGCGUGCUGCACGGCCGCAAUGCCUUUGACGCUGCUGGCGGAGGGGCGAGGUGGCUCAGGGGAGCGUACAUUGCCGCCGAGGAUUUUCUGUCGAGGGCAGCCCAUAUACCCAAGGGAUUGGCGGAAAAGUAUCGUGGGGAGAGGCCGUGGGCGCCGGCGCUGGCGCAGAAGGCGUUGAGGGAGACGAAGUGGCAUGAGGAUGUUGUAAGGAGGAUCAAGGAGAUUGAUCCGGCGUUGGAGGACUGA
Molecule: messenger RNA, 1599 nt
Organism: Trichoderma harzianum CBS 226.95
Lineage: Eukaryota; Fungi; Ascomycota; Sordariomycetes; Hypocreales; Hypocreaceae
Exons: 1
Coding region: 1-1599 (532 amino acids)
Biological process (GO): carnitine biosynthetic process
Cellular component (GO): mitochondrion
Molecular function (GO): oxidoreductase activity
Source: RefSeq, a predicted model, not a curated record